This is a messenger RNA of Talaromyces rugulosus, 1077 nucleotides long. RefSeq lists its product as uncharacterized. The transcript has a single exon. Bases 1 to 1077 code for a protein of 358 amino acids. Lineage: Eukaryota; Fungi; Ascomycota; Eurotiomycetes; Eurotiales; Trichocomaceae. The record is from RefSeq and is a predicted model, not a curated record.
AUGCUUGAAGAAAUGGACGCAAUUAUCCCCAAGGCUUUGAAAAAGGGGGAUACAAUCGCAUUUAUCUCGCCCUCCGCACGCCUCAAUAACAUCCUACCCACCCCGCUUACGCGAGGAAAGGCCUAUCUAGAAUCUCUAGGCUUCAACGUACAGAUCAUUUUCACGAGCUUGGCAUCACCCACUAGUAUUAAAGAAUCAGUUCGAACUCGAUGUGACGAGCUCCAUGCCGCCUUUCGCGAUAAUAGCAUCGCCGCCAUUAUUUGCACAAUUGGUGGCUCUCAUGCCAACGAAAUGCUUCCCUUUCUCGAUUAUUCCCUGAUUAAAUCAAAUCCAAAGAUAUUUGUCGGCUACAGCGACACUACCUUUCUCCAUUAUGCGAUUCAAUCGCGCACCGGCUUACGCACAUUCUACGGACCUAGUGUUCUAACGGAUUUCUCUGAUUCCCCCAAGCCUAUACAAUUCACAAUCGACCACUUUCUUCACGUGCUGACUGAAGCGGGAAAUCCGGUGGGGUCACUUCCUCGAUCACCUAUCUACACUGUAGAUCAUAGUGAUUUCUUCUUUGGUAAUGAGGCGUCAGAGAAACCGCGCGAAGUGGUUGAAUCGCCGUCGUGGCGCUGGCUCCGAAAAGGUCGAGCUACCGGACACUUAUAUGGAGGCACUAUCAUUUGCGUAGUGCGACUUCAAGCAACUAACUACGCUCCUACUUCCUGGAAAGGCAAAAUCCUUUUUCUGGAGUCUGCGAUGGGCGAUGAUAUGGAACUCCCGUACUCUGUAUCCGAGUUCCGCAAUAAUCUUGUCGAUCUUGCUCUGUCUGGCAUAUUGCAUGACAUUAGCGGGCUGGUUGUCGGGCGAGGAUACAAAUAUGAUGCCGGCAUGCAGGACGAGCUUGCUGGUGUGAUAGAGGAAGUUUUUGAUGUGAUUGUCGGUCGAUGCCGCAACGAAGAGCUGCCGAUUUUGAUGAAUGUCGACUUUGGCCAUACAAGUCCACUCUUGACUUUGCCUAUUGGCGCGCUUGCCAGUCUAGACUCUGGUCUGGAUGAGUUUAGGAUUAUGGAUCCUGGGGUGCAGGACUGA